GCCCCGCUCCCCCCGGAGCCGGCGGUGCCUGAGAGCGGCCGGGAUGCUGGGGACCCAGCAGCAGCUGCAGCCCCCAGCGCUGCCCCCGCACCUCCAGCAGCAGCAGCAUCACUACUACCGGCGCCAGCAGCACUACAGCACCCUCCCCGGGCGACGGCCCCUGUCCUGCCCGGAGCCUCCGCCCUGUCCGGAGCCACCCCCGCCGCCGGCCCCGCCGUGCCGGGAGCCUCCGCCUUGCCCGGAGCCGUCUCGGCCCUUGCCCUGCUUCGAGCCCCAGCACCAUCAGGAGAGCAGCGUGGCGUACGACCGGGUGCGGACCUACGGCCCCGGCUGCCGGCGGGUCAGCACCUCCUGCUUCCGGGCGGCCUCGCCGCUGGAGUGCUCCAUGGCGGCUACCAGCCAAACCAUCGCCGGCUGCGACCUUCCGCCAGGGGCACUUUUUCGAAGGAUUAUUAUUGAGAAUCCUGAUCAGGAACCAUUAUCCCCAUUUCUUAGAGGGGGGAAUUUCUUUCCUGGAAAUAAUGUCAUCUGAAAGACAAUAAGAAAAUAUGAGCUAUUAAAUCCCUGUCAGGAGAAGCAGUACCAGUUCUCCCAGCAAGCUGACCAGUGCCAAGCUGCCCAGCCCUGCCUGCAGCCUGAGCAGACCCAGGUGACCCAGCAGUGCCAGCAGACCCAGACCAGCAGCCCCUGUGAGGUCCUGCGCUCUGGGAGUGAGGAGUGCAGGGCCAGCACCCUAAGGAGGGUGACAGUCCCCACCUGCCAGCAGGAGAGCAGCUCCCAGCUGGACUGCCGCUACUUCGGGGAGCUCCUCGCCGAGCUGAGCCGCAAGACCAAGGAUUUGUACAGCUGCUUGCUGCAGCACGUGGAGAAGAUAGGAGGAAGGAACCAUGACAUUGAAUUUUCCCUGUCAGGUAAGUCAGCAGGCAUGCUCCUGAGCAAGCUGUCCCUGGGGUGUGGUGUUAACAGCCAUGGUAUGGAGCUCCAAACUGAAGAGAUUGAAGAUUUAAUCCCUAAAGGCUGUCUAGGCAACAAGCAGCAGAUUCGUUAUCUCCUCCAGAUGAGAGUGACAUCAGAUAAAUCUUUGAGACUCGUGCUUUCCACUUUCAAAAACUUACGGGAAGAGCUGUGCCACCUGCAGGAUGACCUUGGGAAGUUGGAGACUGACAAUGUUCUGCUGAAGAAGGAUUUGGCUUUUAAAGAUUCUCAAGUUAAAGAAUAUGAAACUAUGUUGGCUUCCCUGAGGGAGAACAACCGCCAGCAGCAGCAAGGGCUGAGGGAGAGCACUGCAAAAUGUCGUUCCCUGGAAGAGCAGCUCCUGUGUCUGAGGCUGAGUGAGGGGGAAAAGGACUGUCAGCUGAAGGAGCUGGAGUACUGCAAACGGGCCUUGGAGCAGGAGAUCCAGAACCUCAGGCUGCAGAGCUGCUCAAACCCCACACUGCAGACCACCACGGAUGAGCUCUCCAGCAGAUAUGUGGAGAUGAUCAACAACCUGAGGGAGGACAAGGACCGAGAGAUUCGCUGCCUCAGGUCUCAGCUGAGCCAAUUCCAGCAGGAUAUAUCCAGGAGAGAAGGAAGUAACAGUGACUUGCAAAUCAGGCUGCAUGAACUGACAUCCAUGUUGGAGGAGAAGGAUGCCUGUAUUAAACAACAGCAAGAGGAGCUCUUCAGAUUGAAGCAUGAGAAAGCCAGCAGCCAGUCCCCUGGUGUCACAGCUAUCAUCACUAAAAAGUACAGGAACCAGUACCCUAUUCUGGGGCUUCUGUCUGAUGACUACAAAGUUACAUCACCUGUCAAUAAAUCCCAAACGGUUGUGAUCGAGAGGACUGGAGAGAUAUGGAAACAUGUAAGUGUACCCAGAGACUGAGCAGGCAGCCUCUGGAAUGUGAAGUGCCCAAUUUCUGCUUCAAAGGAA
Calypte anna (Anna's hummingbird) is the source of this 1912-nucleotide messenger RNA. RefSeq names its product POF1B actin binding protein (gene POF1B). Gene Ontology annotation, cellular component: adherens junction; actin filament; bicellular tight junction. The record is from RefSeq and is a predicted model, not a curated record. Gene Ontology annotation, molecular function: actin filament binding. NCBI's taxonomy places the organism in Eukaryota, Metazoa, Chordata, Aves, Apodiformes, Trochilidae. Gene Ontology annotation, biological process: epithelial cell morphogenesis; bicellular tight junction assembly; actin filament organization.